Gymnodraco acuticeps is the source of this 5152-nucleotide messenger RNA. Its product is annotated as espin-like protein. Gene Ontology annotation, cellular component: cytoplasm. Gene Ontology annotation, biological process: actin filament bundle assembly. Gene Ontology annotation, molecular function: actin filament binding. NCBI's taxonomy places the organism in Eukaryota, Metazoa, Chordata, Actinopteri, Perciformes, Bathydraconidae. The transcript has 11 exons. The record is from RefSeq and is a predicted model, not a curated record. Bases 122 to 3241 code for a protein of 1039 amino acids.
GAGACAAUGAGUGCCUGAGUUUUUGUUAUUGAAUGAGCAUGAGUGAGUUAGAUAUAACCUGGUGGGAGCCAGAGAGCUGCAGGGAGCUGCAUCUGUGGGCCAUCAGUAGCUCAAAGCAGCCAUGAGGAUGGUUCUCCAUCGGGCCUUCCAGGCUGCUCGAGGGGGGGAUGUCGCACUCCUGAGGGAGCUGGCGUCUUCCGGUCACCUCUCACCUACCAUUACUGAUGUUCAAGGUGCUUGCCCGGUGCACCACGCGGCGAGGUAUGGACGCCUGGAGUGCCUGCAGUUCCUGGUGAGCGAGCUGGGGCUGGCAGCAGAUGCCCGGGCCUCCAACAGGGCCACCCCUGCCCACGAUGCAGCCGCGACAGGGCAUGUCCGGGAGCUGCAGUGGCUGCUAGACCUGGGGGGAUGCAACAUUGAGGAUCGGGAUGCAGCCGGUGCCACGGUGCUGCACCUGGCGGCGCGGUUCGGUUGUGUGGAGGUCAUUCAGUGGCUGCUUUCUGUUGGAGGGGCAGCGGAGGUGAAGACACACUGUGGAGCUGUACCUGCUCACUAUGCCGCAGCCAAUGGGGACCUCACCUGUUUAAAGCUGCUUGUUCAACACGCACCGCGAUGUGUGGACCAGCAGACGGUCCUUGGGGCCACCCCGCUCUAUCUGGCCUGCCAGGAGGGCCUGCUGCAGGUUGCAGAGUUCCUGGUGAAGGACUGCGGGGCCGACGUCCACCUGAGGGCCCACGAUGGCAUGACCUGCCUGCAUGCUGCUGCUCACAUGGGCCACCAGGCUGUGGUGCUGUGGCUGGUGAGCUGCACUGCCGUCAGUCUGUCCGGCCAGGACCGGUACGGAGCCACUGCUCUGCACUUCGCUGCCAGCAGAGGGCACUGUUGCAUCUUGGAGAGGCUGCUUCACAUGGGUUCAAAGGUCAUCAAGGAUUACUGGGGAGGGACCCCACUUCAUGAUGCGGCAGAAAAUGGAGAGCUGGAGAGUUGUAAACUCCUGUUGGCCAAUCAAGCGAACCCCUCAGAUCAGGAUAUUGAUGGGUUUACAGCAGCAGACUUGGCGGAGUACAAUGGACACCAUGAAUGUGCCAGACAUCUCCGUGCCAUGAAAAGAAAUACAGCCUGUGCAGAGCCCACCCAGGAGAGAGCUCCAGUGGAGGUGGAGGAGGAGGUGAAGGUGAAGCCGGCUGUGGUUCUGCAGUGCAGCAGGGAGGAUUACUACGGCAGCCUGAGUGACCCGUGCAGGGACAGCUACAGCAAUAACACACCAAUGGAUAGUUUGAAGCAACCUCAGAGUGAGGAAUCCCCGCAGGCCAGAUACCCUCAGCCCUCCCCUGCACCCCCCUCACCUGCUUCAUCCCCUCCUGCCAAGCCGGAGAAAAGCAUUAACAGAAUGGUGCGGGUUAAAUUUGCAACAUCUGUUAUUAAAGGUUUCAAUGGGCCCAAGGUAGCUGGGAGUCAGAAGUCUGCCCCUGCUGAUAAGACGAUGUUGCCUGACGCAAACCUCCUAGCUGGAAGGAAGCUUCUUGGGGACAUGAAAUCCAUUCAAUCCUUAAAACAAUCAGGAAUAUCAGGAACGUUCACUGGACAAGCAAACAAGAUGGUGGUCCUGCCCACUGAGCAGGCCAACCUGUCCGACAUCGACUACCUGGUGCCCACCCACGACGAGAGAGGCCGGCCCAUCGCUGAGUGGAAGAGGCAGGUGAUGGUUAGGCAGCUGCAGGCCAGGCUGCUGGAUGAGGAGGACCAGAGGAGGAAGGAAAAUGGCAGAUAUGCCAAAGUCAGCUGGAGGUACUCCCAAGCCCACAAUGCCAUCCUGGGGCCCUCCGGUGAGCUGCUGACUGAGGAUGACCUCAUCUAUGUGGAGCAGCAGAUCGCCAACGUCUCCCUGCAGAGGAACUGUGAAGGCUACGAGAUUGAGCUCGCUCGUCUAGCUGAGGAGCUCCGGCACAUUCUGCCCGCCCCCAUAGUGAACAUCACAGUCAACACACAGUUUAGAAACUUCUCAAGUCAAGUUCCUCUACCAGUGUGGUGUGGCCGCAUCUCGGGCAUCGUGAAAAGCAUGUCUCUGCUCAUGACCAACCUGACAGACCAGCCCUACUGUAAGAUGCCCAACACCGAGCUCAUAUCCGUCUUCUCUCAGACGCCAGACAGACAGAACUCCACCAGGGGCCGCAGGGAGAGGAUAGAGAAUGAAAUCCAUCAGUUUGGUGUGUCUGUGAGGACUCUGAAGUAUAAUUUUGAGACAGAGAACUCACCUUCAGAGGAGCCAGAGGAGGCUGUUGUGUUGUGUUCCCCCACACAGCCUGAGGGCACAGAGUCAGACAAUAAUCCUAAAGUCCUGUGUCCGGCCCCAGAGACGGACCAGAACAGCGACUCCGGCAUUGACUAUGAUGAAAAUGUUGCAGAUGUUCUAGAGACCACCAGCCUCAGAAAGGAGCGUAUAGUGGUGCUGUUCUUAGGCCACUGGAAGAAGUCGGCCUACACCGUGACCCUGAAGAGUAAGGACGCAGCAGAGAGGAAGACGAGUGGAGGGAACCCAGGGAUGUGCGACCAACCAGGGCUGGGUCGCAGGACCAGCGUGGAGAGCGCCCCGUCCAACAUGAUGAACAGCUCUCUGGGACACUUCUUCAAGCAGAGGAGCGCCGUCAACAAGAUGCUGGGGAACUGGAGGAGCAUGAUCUCCAGUGUCCCGUCCAGACAAAUACGCAGGCUCCACAGGCAGCAGGCUCUAUACUCCCCCGAGCAGUUCCUCCCUCGUUUGGACGGUGUGCCGGUGGAGUACGACAACCUGACUCUGGACCUCUUCAUGCUGGGAUACUUCCACAUCCUGGAGUUGGAGCUUCCUGUAGACGAACGCAAAAUUAGACACCUGCUGUGUUUCGAGGUGUUCGACCACGUGGGGAGUUUUCCCUGGGAACUGGUCAGGGACUUCCAUAAGGCUGUCAUUCAGGACAUCGAGGCUGGGAACCGCGAGUGGAAGGACGGCUUUGAGGACAUGAAAGUGAAGUUUUUUGGAAACACCACGAGUCAGCCUGAAAGCGCUGUAGAAGUGGUGAAACAUAUCCUCCCAGAGGUUAGGCAGGUCCCUAAGGUCAUUGUGCAGACACCUACGCCGGACGAGGGGAUGCUGAACAGCGGAACUGACAUUUCCAGUUUUAGCAAUGAAGAAAUCUGUAAAUACAUCGACCGCAGUUUUGCUUUUUGGAAAGAGAAAGAGGCAGAGAUUUUUGAUUUUGAGUAGUGUCAUCUUUUUGAUAUUUUUCUAUUGUUUGUAGUUACAUUACAUUAGGGCUGGGUAUCAAACUUAAAACAUAUUGCUUGAAUUUUAUUUUGGUUGCUGUUGCAAUAGUCAACUAUCAAGUCUAGACAGUUAGCAUAGAGUGCUUAGCCAGGUUCUUGCCAAGUUUACUCAGAUCUUACCUGAUUUUAGUUCUAAUUUUGUAGAUUUUAUACUGUGUUUUAUUGUGUUAAAACCAUUCAACUCCAACCAUUAUGCAUUUUAGAGAUUUGGAAAUUGGUUGUUGAAUUUAUAAAAUAUUUGUUUGUUUAUAAAUUGUAAUAAAGGAUAUCUGUUAGAUAUUUUGGAAUUGCUAACAAAUUGGUGAUUAAUUUCAAACCAUACCCAGCCCUAUUAUAAAAGCCAGAGUAGAGUGUGUGUUCCUUAGACCUUGAUUAUUCAUUAUUAACUUACUGUAAAGACUUAUUUCACUAACAUUAUGUAUUCUAUUAAUUCCUUAUUGACAUGGAUGGAUUACUGAACGGGCCUACUGGGCAAAACAAAUCAGGGAUCCCCUUGACCCUCACUUAUGCCCCUUUUCCACCAAACCGGUUCCAUAGCCAGUUCCGGCCUAGAGCCUGAUUUAGCUGUGGUUCUUCCUGUUUCCACCGCAGCGGGGCCGGCUCUAAGCACCGAAAACUGGUUCUCAGCUGCCCGGCAAGAACCAAGAACCAAUACUUCACGCUUACGUUGGAGGCGGGGGGCGGAAUUAACCUGAUCAACAACAACAAAAUGCCGCAAAUUCUGUACAGCAACACACACAACUACGAACCAGGAUGGAUGCCAUUAAAUGUAAGCAGCAUGGACCGCGGAAGAGACAAAUGACCUCCUCAGGCUUUGGUCAACGCAAGAGGUGCAGAGGAAGUUGGACGGCACAACGCGGUCUAAAGCUAUUUAUAAUAAUAAUAAUAUAUUUUAUUUAUAAGCGCACUUUUCAUUUGCGUAAACAAAACUCAAAGUGCUACAAAAUUAAAAAGGGUGAAACAAAACAACAAAAACAAUAAAAACAAUUUAAAAACAAUUAAAACAACAUAAUAAAAGCUGUGACAUUCAUGCCGGCAUGGCAUAAUGUGGGGGAUUAAAAAAAUCUAGUUAAAGGCUAUUCUAAAAAGAUGCGUUUUUAGGCCUUUUUUGAAAGCAUCUACAGUCUGUGUUGUCCUCAGCUGGUUUGGGAGGGCAUUCCACAGUCUCGGAGCAGCGGAGCAGAAGGCUCGGUCUCCCAUGGUCUUCAGUUUUGUCCUUGGUGGGAUGAGGAGGUUUGCCUUUACUGAAUGUAGGUUCCUCAUGGAGGUUUGUGGGGUGAUCAAUUCCUUGAUGUAGGAGGGAGCAUUUCCAUGUAUGCACUGAUGAGUGAAGAGGGUGAUUUUGUAGUCAAUCCUGAGUGAGACCGGGAGCCAGUGCAGUGAUUUGAGGAUGGGUGUGAUGUGUUCGUACUUCCGCACUCUCAUCAGGAUCCUAGCAGCGGUGUUUUGGAUGUAUUGCAGCUUCUGGAUGUUCUUGCUAGUAAUCCCAAAGAGAAGUGCGUUACAGUAGUCCAGCCUGGAGGAGACAAAGUUUUUCAGCAUCUGGCAGACUGAGUGUGGGGCGGAGUUUCACAAUAUUUCUCAGGUGGUAGAAAGAGGUGCAUAUUUGCUUGAUGUAGGCCUCAAAGUUCAGGUGAGGAUCCAUUUUAAUUCCCAGAUUGGUAACCGUUGAUGAGAGUGGAAUGUUCUGACCGGAGAAGUUGAUGCUGGUGAUGGCGGAUGUACGAACCUGAUGUGGAGUGCCAAUAAGAAUGGCUUCAGUCUUGGAGCUGUUUAGCUGGAGGAAGUUGUGCUUCAUCCACACCUUUAUCUCCUCCAGGCAUGUGGUUAUUGUGGAUGAUUGCAGAGGUGC